Girardinichthys multiradiatus is the source of this 2023-nucleotide messenger RNA. RefSeq names its product methionine adenosyltransferase II, beta (gene mat2b). NCBI's taxonomy places the organism in Eukaryota, Metazoa, Chordata, Actinopteri, Cyprinodontiformes, Goodeidae. The transcript has 8 exons. Gene Ontology annotation, molecular function: methionine adenosyltransferase regulator activity. The record is from RefSeq and is a predicted model, not a curated record. Gene Ontology annotation, cellular component: methionine adenosyltransferase complex. Bases 244 to 1254 code for a protein of 336 amino acids. Gene Ontology annotation, biological process: S-adenosylmethionine biosynthetic process.
AAGAAGACCCUGCUGCAGUGUUGUUCUGUUCUGCAGGGUUCCGUGGAUUUGUGGGCGAUCCGUGUCAGAUGCCUGGAUUCCAGUUCUCAGGUCUGCAGCCGCCUGCUAACGCCUGGUAUCGAGACCUGCUUUACGGCAAUCAAGUGAUCAGACCGGAAGUGAAGGAGCGUUUUGCGUAGCGAGUGUUCAGACAACCAGAGAUCAGGAAACGAAACCAGAACCGAUUCCGAUUAGUGGACGGAGAUGAGCUGCGCACGCGCAGAACAGCGGCUGGUGUUUAUCUCCGGGCUCGUGCUGCUUGUCCAGGAUGAGGUCCUGGUUCAGGGCCCAAAAGUCCUGGUUACUGGAGCGACGGGUCUUCUGGGCCGAGCCGUCUGUAGAGAAUUUCAGAGGAACGGCUGGAUGGUGACUGGGACCGGAUACCGGAGAGCCCGUCCGCGCUUCCUGAGGUGUGACCUGACUGACGAGGAUGCCGUCAGGAGACUGCUACAGGAGUACAAGCCCGAUGUGAUUGUUCACUGUGCAGCAGAAAGACGUCCAGAUGUCAUGGAGCGACACGCUGAUGCUGCGGUCAGUCUGAAUGUGCAUGCCACCAGCACGGUGUCCAAAGAGGCAGCUGUCUGCGGGGCCCUCCUCAUCUACAUCAGCACCGACUAUGUGUUUGAUGGUCGCAACCCUCCAUACGGAGAGGACGACUGUCCCAACCCACUCAACAUGUACGGCCGAAGCAAGCUGGAGGGCGAGAGAGAGACACUCAGGCACUGUCCAGAUGUGGUGAUCCUGCGUGUUCCUGUCCUGUUUGGGGAGGCGGAGUCGGUGAUGGAGAGCGCCGUGACAUCACUAUGGCUGAAGGUUCAGGAGGCAACUGAGGAGAGCUGUCCGCUCGACCACUGCCUGCAGAGGUUCCCCACUGACACUCGAGACGUCGCCACCGUCUGCAGGAAGCUGGCUGAGAGAGCGAGACAGGAUCCGUCCAUCCGAGGAAUCUUCCAUUUUUCGGGUAAAGAGCAGAUGACCAAAUAUGAGAUGGCUGCUGCUAUAGCACAGGCCUUCAACCUGCCGUCCAAUCACCUCAUACCUCUGACAGAGCAGCCGGCUGGGUCGGCUCCUCGUCCGAUCAACAGCCAGUUAAACUGCUCCCGUCUGGAGCUGCUGAACCUGAGCGUCGAUCCUCGAGCAUUCUCCACCGCCAUCGCCGACUGUCUGUGGCCAUUCACCGCUGACAAACGCUGGAGACAGACCGUCUUCCACUGAGGAUCGUUGUGCUGAGGUUUUCUCAAAGAGCAGAAAUCUUAAAUAAAACCUGCUUCAAACCCAACAACGAAAGUUUUAGUUUUGAUUUUGUUUCCACUUUGAAAGGACGACACGCUGUGAGGGGGAUUGCCCAUGUUUUAAAACCCUGAAGUCUGCCUGCAUGCGGUCCAGAUGAUGUGCUGUAGAAACUGAAGUGACUCUGCUUUGUCUCUGUGUAAACAGGUGGAGUUUAAUCUGUCCCCCAACUGUAUCUUCUGUUUCCUUUCAGUCUUUGAUUUAAAGCUAAUUCUGGUUUUGUUUCUGUGACGGUGAAAAAUUUAUGUUAAUAGAAUUUCAGGUCUAUGGUGUUCCACAGAGGACAUACAUUAUGUUGCCAAAAGUAUUUGUCUGUCUACUUUUACAUGAAUUUUGAUGACAUCCUAUUCUUAAUCUAUAAGGUUGAGUUUUUUUUUGGGAGCCCCUGUUGCCAGCAGUAGCAUGUAUAGCUAUUAUGUUAACAUCUUCCAAGGUUUAGGAGUGUGUUCAUACUUUGGGAUAAAUUAGACCAAAAGGGGCAGUUCUGGUUUUCUCAUCAAAGGUGUUCAAUAAGGUUGAGUCCAGUCAAUUUGUCCACGCCUGCAGCCAUGGAAUUGAUUGAAACCCAACAAUUCAUUGAUGUGGUGGUGGGAUCCAAUACUUUUGGCUAUAUAGUGGAUGUACGCUGAACUAAAUAUAUGCCUCUGCUCUUUGUCUGUAAAUGGUAAUAAAAGAAGGCAAAUCUCAAUUUCCA